Messenger RNA from Psammomys obesus (fat sand rat), 2071 nucleotides. It is a transcript of the gene Clhc1, whose product is annotated as clathrin heavy chain linker domain containing 1. The transcript is spliced from 13 exons. The record is from RefSeq and is a predicted model, not a curated record. NCBI's taxonomy places the organism in Eukaryota, Metazoa, Chordata, Mammalia, Rodentia, Muridae. The coding region runs from base 137 to 1924 and encodes 595 amino acids.
CCUGGUUACAGUCUCUAAACUGUGCAGGCAGGGGUAGGAGAGGUUCAGCCAGGCACACUAAAGGUUUUUGGCAUUAUUGCAAAAGAAGGUCAAGGUUUAAUUUCUCUCCAGUGAACAAGCUUGCAGAUUAAGAUUUAUGUCAGUCCAAGAAAUAAACAAACAUGCAGUUCUGCCUCCUAUCAUUAGUAGAAGUGACAAGGAGUUUUUGGAAAGCAUGCAAAGAUAUAUAACCACAGAAACCGAAAGAGUGGGCUGCAACGAGGAAGGACCUGCUGAUGAGUAUUACACAAUAUACCAAAAUGUUUUUGAUAAGUUUAGUGCCACAGACAGAAAAAUCAUAUUUCAGGUAAUAGACCAUGUCAAUGCAUACAAGUCCAUACUUACGUCAAUCAAAAGAGAAUAUGAUGCCUUUAUUGAGACCAUAAAAAAAGGCCGGAGAACUGCUUUUUAUCUUCACGGAAAACUUAAAGUUUUGGCAGCAGAGCCCACAGCAUUGGUAUAUUACCAGAGAAGAGCGAUACAACUUGAGGAAAAAUUGAAGAUUAUUGAAGAUAAUUCCACAAUGAUUCAAGUGCAAAUUAAUCAGGUAAAACAGCUAAGAACAGACUAUGACAACAAGGAAGUGAAGUUCUGUGCUUCCUCCACGAAGCCUUGGAAACCUAUCCCAGGGAUGACUCUCCAAGAAUCUGUCAAUUUGGAAGCUCUCAAUAAGUAUAAGCAACAUCUUGAAGACAGACAUAAAAAACUUAAACAAGAUAUGUCAGUAAUGUAUGUACCAGCCCAAAAGAAGGAGUAUCUAGAUGAGGAAAUGAUUGUGUUACUAGAACGACGAGAUGCAGCUGAAAGUGUGAACCAAGACCUGCAGUUUCGCCAUCAAAAACUGCAGGUUAUUUCACACAUACUUACUACAUGGAUGAAGUAUAACAUGAGAAUUCCAUUUCAAGAAAUCAUGGAGAAAAUUCAGAACACCACAGUUAUCUCUGGUGAUGAAAACGUUGUUGAUGAGGUAUUUGAAGAUGACCCAAACAAGACAAAAGAAGCUCUAGUUAUGCUUUACUAUAUUGAAAGGUUCAACGAAUUAAUCUCCCUUCAUGCAUAUGAGGAGGCAGCUUGUUUUGCAGCAAACAGUCCAAGAAGAAUUCUUCACAACAUUGGUACAAUGAAUAAAUUUAAGGCUAUUGGAAAGAUUAAAGGAAAGCCUUUGCCAUUACUCUUGUUUUUUGAGGCUAUAUUUAGUACCAGUCAUGCUUUCAAACGACCUAUCAGUGCUGACCUAACCCUGGAGGGAAUCAAGUGCGGACUGUCUGAAAAACGGCUUGAUUUAGUUACCCACUGGGUCACCCAGCAAAAGCUGACAUUUUCUGAGAAGGCUGGUGAUGUUAUUUUUGCUUAUGGGGAGCAGAACCCAUACUACAAGCCCAAGUGCUUGGCUUUAGCUCAGAUUAUCUACAACAAAUGUGGUCUAUACAAGAAAGUUCUUCUUUGCCUGUGUAAACAGGGUCAGAUUCAUGAGGCUGUGGAACACAUACAGCAGUUCAAGGACUUCACCUUUGAUGACCUGACAGAGCUAAUCACAGCAUGUCCCAAAAUUGAGUUGAUUAAAUGUCUUAUUCAAGAAAAGGAUGGAAAACCACCAUUUUUAUCUUUUGGGCUUGCUGUGCUUCAUCUGUUCUCUGUGGAUAUGGAAAACGUCGGCAUUCAGCUAAUUCAAGAAAUCAGUAAAGGCGGGAAAGAUGUAAUAGAGCAUCUUGUGAUGAGUGAUAUAUUUUGCCCCUUAGAAAAAUGGCAAGAAAUGGCAAAUGUCUGUUUACAGAAUGGUUUUCAAAAUAUCUUUAAUGACAUCAUGUCCAUUCUUCGAUCCCAGGCUGGAGUUUCAGAUAUUUCUGAAGAUUCCAUCAACUUAAUGGAACAUGUUUUUUGGUAGUUCUAUAUUUUAACCAGCUGAGGGCGCUUGUACAACAUUUUACAGGCAUUGCUGGCAAACAGGGUUAGCGUAAUUAAUAUAAAUAAAUACUGAGUAUAAGAUUCUCCGCAAUAAACCACGCUUCUAUUAUGAUGUUUGCAUUUGAUC